CGCCAGCGGUGUCCGCGCCUCCACGCCCGCCCCUGAUUUCCUCCGCACCGCGGCGGCGGCGGCGGCGGCGGCGGUGGCGGCGCCUCGUGCGCGCGGUUAUUUAUUUCCGGGCCCCAGAGCGCUUAUAAUGGAGCCGCUGUCAGCAGAACCUUCUGCUGCCGCUGCCGCCGCCGCCGCUGCCGUCCCUCCUCUUUUUUUUCCUGGCAGAUCUUUGUUGUGUGGGAGGGCAGCAGGGAUGGACUUGAGCUUGCGGAUCUCCUGCUAGAGCAGCCGCGCUUGGAGAGGGCGCCGCAGCUACAAAGAGGAGCCGCCGCCGCCGCACCGAGGCCCCACCGACCCGGCCUCCGUCCGCCCGCGCCCCCGCCCGGCCUUUUCGGCCCGCGCCUCCCGGCAGAGUCCCCUUGCGGCGGCAGAUGUGUGUGGGGUCAGCCCACGGCGGGGACUAUGGUGAAAUUCCCGGCGCUCACGCACUACUGGCCCCUGAUCCGGUUCCUGGUGCCCCUGGGCAUCACCAACAUAGCCAUCGACUUCGGGGAGCAGGCCUUGAACCGGGGCAUCGCUGCUGUCAAGGAAGAUGCAGUGGAGAUGCUGGCCAGCUACGGGCUGGCGUACUCCCUCAUGAAGUUCUUCACGGGGCCCAUGAGUGACUUCAAGAAUGUGGGCCUGGUGUUUGUGAACAGCAAGCGGGACAGGACCAAAGCUGUCCUGUGCAUGGUGGUGGCCGGCGCCGUUGCCGCUGUCUUCCACACCCUAAUAGCAUAUAGUGACCUAGGCUACUACAUCAUCAAUAAGUUGCACCAUGUGGAUGAGUCAGUGGGGAAUAAAACGAGAAGGGCCUUCCUGUAUCUUGCUGCCUUCCCGUUUAUGGAUGCCAUGGCCUGGACGCAUGCUGGCAUUCUCUUAAAACACAAAUACAGUUUCCUGGUGGGAUGUGCCUCAAUCUCAGACGUCAUAGCUCAGGUCGUUUUCGUUGCCAUUCUGCUGCACAGUCACCUGGAAUGCAGAGAGCCCCUGCUCAUCCCCAUCCUCUCGUUGUACAUGGGCGCCCUGGUGCGUUGCACCACCCUGUGCCUGGGCUACUACAAGAACAUCCACGACAUCAUCCCCGACAGGAGUGGACCCGAGCUGGGGGGAGAUGCAACCAUAAGGAAGAUGCUGAGCUUCUGGUGGCCUCUGGCUCUCAUCUUGGCUACACAGAGAAUCAGCAGGCCUAUUGUCAACCUCUUUGUUUCCCGGGACCUUGGUGGCAGUUCUGCAGCUACAGAGGCCGUGGCCAUUUUGACAGCCACAUACCCCGUGGGUCACAUGCCCUAUGGCUGGUUGACGGAAAUCCGCGCUGUCUACCCCGCUUUUGACAAGAAUAACCCCAGCAAUAAAGCGGUGAGCACAAGCAACACGGUCACGGCAGCCCACAUCAAGAAGUUCACGUUUGUCUGCAUGGCCUUGUCGCUAACGCUCUGUUUUGUGAUGUUCUGGACCCCCAACGUUUCUGAGAAAAUUUUGAUAGACAUCAUUGGUGUGGACUUUGCCUUUGCAGAACUCUGCGUCGUUCCCUUGCGUAUCUUCUCCUUCUUCCCGGUUCCAGUCACCGUGAGGGCCCAUCUCACCGGGUGGCUGAUGACGCUGAAGAAGACCUUCGUCCUGGCCCCCAGCUCCGUGCUUCGGAUCAUCGUCCUCAUCACCAGCCUGGUGGUCCUGCCCUACCUGGGGGUACACGGAGCAACCCUAGGCGUGGGCUCCCUCCUCGCAGGGUUUGUGGGAGAAUCCACCAUGGUCGCCAUAGCAGCAUGCUACGUCUACCGGAAACAGAAAAAGAAGAUGGAGAAUGAGUCUGCCGUGGAGGGGGAGGAUUCGGCGAUGACAGACAUACCUCCAGCAGAGGAGGGGACGGAUGUCGUGGAAAUGAGGGAGGAGACUGAGUGAGGCGCCGACGCCCGGGCACCGCAGGGACAGCUGACACUUCUGCUCUCCCUCUUGUGUCGUUCCGGUUUGGGGUUUGCUUUUUGAUUGGGUCACAACAGAGGCCUUGGUUUAAAGGUUUCGCGGACACUCGGGCAUACCGGGGAUGCUCACACCGACGUGGGGACCUGCAGGGUGGUCUCGCCAUGGCUUGGUGGAAACAAACAGAACAGUCGACUUCAUGCCCCCGCUUCGUGAAAACCCCAAAGACGUAGCUGCCUCGUAGUCCUCGUUGCCUCUCCCUCCCCCUGGACAAUCUCCUUUUGGAACCAAAGGACUGCGGCUGUGCCGUCCAUCGCCCCUCAGCCACCACCGCCCAGCAGGCCACAGACUCACCCUGUCCCCUUGCAUCUCCCUUAGAAUCAGCAGGUGACAACUUUCUUUGAUUGGCUUCCCAGUAACAUGACUGUGCAGAGACGUGGCCCAGCAGCUUCCCACCAUGGAGUCAUUAACUGUCUGCCACCCGCGUGCAGAGGGCAGCGCCAGGCUGCGGCCCGGAGUGGCCGUUCACGACGAGGAAGAGAUUUGUGAAUGCACUCCUCGGAUGGACGGAUGGACAUAGUCUUGCGUGGGAAGGUUUCAGGUGCCACGGAAACAGCCAGCUGACAUGUGCAAGCGAUAGCCUUUCACCUCGCAUUUUCCUAGAGUUGAGUGUGCGCUUUCAUGUCCCGCCAUGUACAUACCUGAGCUAUCUUGUCAAAGUUGUCACCAAAGUGCAUCUCCCCAUCGCCGUGUCCUUGGGCAUGACUUUCCCCAAAGGCUUGUUUUUCACUCACCUUUCCUGAAGAUGGCACUAGAGCAAGUGAAACAGAGCAUUCUAACUCGACAUUUUAGUUUUUAAAGUGAACGGAAGCUUUAAGUCAUAAUCUAGCCUUCUAAUGCCCGGCUGCUGUAUCGCUACCUUGGAAGUAGAUGUCUGACCUGCCAUUCUUAGUCCUAACCGCGCGGUACAGGUAAUUUCGAGUGUAAGUCCCCUCUCACGCCGCAUGAGAAAGCAAGACAUUUUAUAAAUGACGGCAGAGUCACUCUGUGAUAUUCCCUGAAAUGACACAUUUGAAAUCCAUUCAGUGCAGUAUAUUUUUCUAAGUUUUGGAAAGCGGGUUUUUUCUUUAAAAAAAAAAAAAAUAUGGACACAGUUCACUAAAUUCUUGAUUUAGUCAAAAUUCCUAGACAGAAAGAACCUAGACACAAAAAUAUUUUAAAGAUAUAAAUAUAUACUGUAUAUGUUAUGUAAUUUAUUUUAGGCUAUAAUACAUUUCCUAUUUUCGCAUUUUCAAUAAAAUGUCUCUAAUACAAUAUGGUGACUGCUUGUGUGCACCACAUACCUGCGGUUGAAACGUAUUGUAUCAAUGAGCAUUGUGUCUUGUUUGCAGCAGUUUUAUAGUGUGUCAUUUGUAUAUAAAUGUAAGGGUCAGUCAAUGACCAGAGAACUAUUUUUCAUUAUGAAUAACAGAGGUACGAGUGGGUCAGCUGAUGUAGACCAUAGUGGGAAGGGAAAGAGAUGCUAGAAGGACAAAAACGAAAAGUCAAGCCUUUGGCACUUACUCCUUUCAGUGCCGUGUAAUCAUACUGUUCCUCAUAGAAAAAAAGAAUGUAAGGGCUGGGAGUCAGCCCCGAACAUCACAGGGUUCGUUCGCACUUCUGGUCACCCAGUGACCUGGGGAACAAAACCCUCACGCGCUUCCUCUGAGCGGUUUCUCCCCCAUGUCUAUAUAUAUUUGAGUGCAAGAAAUUUAGACACAUACCUUUGGGGUGGUUUCUGGGGCAGAUCUGAGAAAAUGGGGGGGGGGGUCUAAUUGUAUCGGCUUUUUUAAAGUACAUGACUAGAAAAUUAAACAACAGUAUUUUUGAACAUGUGUGACUAGUAGUUCAUGCUUGUGGGGUGGGAGCUUAAAGAGUAUUGAAAAAGCAAAUUCUUCCCCUCAAAACCGGGGAAGACCAAAGAGGUUCUUUCAUUUAUGCGGCUAGGACGGGGCAUCGUGAUUCAUGGGCCAGGGUGUCUUGUCAGAGUUUUGGAAAACAUAGGAAGCAAGCCCAGGCCCAGACCACAACGACAGAGCUGUGACUGUGCCGACCCACGUGUGUGUCCCAAACCUUUCUCCUCGAGGCGCACACUCCCUGCUCAUGUUACAGUUCCUCCACCUGGGCCGUUUGAGUCGCUCGGCCUGACAAGUACACACCUUCACUUCCCAAGCAAAACCCAUUGCUGGCAGAUUCUUCUGCAUCUGUUCUAAGCAACACAGGUGGAAAGGAACCAGUCUCCUUCCCACUUUUCAGGGUAAGGGGGGUGGGGCGCCCCUUUGAAUGUGCCGCCCAAAGAAACGUUCCUCCAACACAGGUUUCUUUUUUCCUGCAAGUCACUCAGCUCACAGAAGUAUUAGGAGGGUGCCGUGAGAAUCUCAGGUCAAGGACCAAGAAAGGACCAGAUGUGACUUUCUCAGGAUGGACCAAUGCAUUGCACUAGAAUCUAAAACCACAAGGGCAUUAAGCUGCUUUUUUUUAGAUGCUGAGGAGUGAGUUUGGGCCACUCAGAAUGCUCUUUCCAUCCUGGGGGUCUUCUCCAGGCCAGGCCGGGCCAGGUCAGAGCACCUCAUCCUGUGGCCUCUAUGCUUUCUGAGCUCAUUCAGAAAUGGCGCUGCACCCAUGAGCCAGACCUCGGUCCUACUGGCAUCUGUGAGACACCAAGAUCUGAGCAGGAGGAAGCAGGCCGGGCUCGCUCCAGGAAAGUCGAUAGGGCAGGACCUGCAGGCCACUGGCUCAGGGCACGUCCAGAGGUUUACACAUGGGCUGGAAACCCUCACCUGUUGGGAUCCUUGCAUUUGUGCACCACGGCCAGGGGUUUAUGUCACAGUAUAAGAGCCAAGCGUGCCCCCUGACUGCUGCCUACAUGGGGCUGGUCUUGUGCCCAAGGUUGUCUUCUGUUCUGCACGUGUGUUUUCUCUUGCGUUGUGUCUUAGCACUAGCAGAUGGUUUGGCUCUGGAACUGCCAGGAUGGUGAUACUCAGAAACUUUUAGUGUUGGUUUAGGGUACAUUGAAUGGGGCCAAGUAACCUUCGUUACAGUAGUAAAAGCGCUUUGUUUUUCACUCCCCAAGUCCUCUCAGAAAAUAACCACAAGAGGUGCAGAGGGCGAGAGGCGCACGAUGAGGGCCCAGGGCCCCAUUGUGGUCUGGCUCCAUCCAGCUGGGCUGUUUCCAUAUCCCAGGCACUUCCCAAACCAGGAGCCAGCUCCAGAGUCCUUGCACAGGGUUUCCUGAUCUCUCUUGGGGUUGGGGAUAGUCACUGCAUUUCCCAAAUGUCAGAAAAGUUAUUCAAGAAGUGAAAAAGUUAUUCAAGAAGUGAAAAAGCUACCUCCCUCCUCCUAAUCCAUUCUCAUUUUGGGGAUUCUGGAAGGAAUGGGCAGGGGGAGAUGCAUGUAUUUUGUAUCUUGAGUUCCCAGAAACACAUCCAUUUAGACUUAGUAGUUCUCAGGAUUUUUUUUCUUUUUUCUUUUCUCCCACUUUUCUGAAGUGGGAGAUAGACUGAGAGAGUAUUCACAUUGUUGUAAUUAAAUGGCAUUACCUUGAGAAAUAUUUUCUUAUAUUUAAAAAUCUUUGUACUUGUGUAAAUCUCUCAGCAGACAGUGACCAGAACAGCAUGACUGGUGUGUACCAACCAGCCAGGGUUUCUGGCCUCUUACUUCAUUUUGGUUUUUUUGUUUUGUUUUUUGCUUCUUAGGGCUGCACCUGCAGCAUAUGGAGGCUCCCAGGCUAAGGGUCAAAUCGGAGCUGCAGCUGCCGGCCUACGUCACAGUCACAGCAACACAGGAUCUGAGCCACAUCUGCAACCUACACCACUGCCACAGCCACGCCGGAUCCUUGAACCCACUGAGCAAGGCCAGGGAUAGAACUGCAUCUUCGUGGAUACUUGUCGGGUUUGUAACCCACUAAGCCAAACGGGCACUCCUGGCCUCCUACUUUAAAGUGAGCUGACCGCCACACUCAGGGUGAGGUCAUCAUCAAUCAGAGCAACACACAGUGCAGGAAAGGGGCCUUUUAUGUUCUAAGUCCUGACCUUCUGCAACAACCAAGGCUUUACAGCUCUUGGAGAUCUGUAAGUGUUGAGACAUCUGGGUUGCACGUGCAUCCAGUUCCCCACAACUAGGCUCCAGCCCAUCUUCUGCAGAGAGCCACCCUCAGGCACAGCCCUCUCAAGGUGCUUUCAUAAACACUUGAACUGUAGAAAAGCAUGUUUCUGAGCUAGCUGUUUGGUAAACAUUCAAGAUGCUCCCCCGUGUGGUUAUUUUGAGUCUCUAUUUCUGUCCCUUGAAGCAGCAAAACAUCACCUGAUUCAUCAGCUGAUCUGACCACACAUAAAACAGGAUGUAGAGAAAACCUGAAGAAAAAUACAUGCAAAGGCCCUGUUGCCUGUCCUUUUAAAGGGUAAAGGUCUAAAAUUAACUAUCCAAAUAUUCACAAUGAGAGACAUGCAAUUGCAUAAUCAAAAUAACCCAAACCUCACUCCGAAAAGAAAAGGUGUAACAAACUUCAGAGUAAUUUGAUCUCCAAAGAGAAACUACUGAGGAGGAGCUGGUGAGAGCUUAAGACAUCACUUUCUCCUCCGGAGGGGAGCGUAGAGCUGUGAGCUGUUACACUCUCCACAAAGAGCACCAAAGAUGUGCUUCCACAGUCUCUCUCUUUUUAAUCAUCUUUGCCAAGUCCAGGUGGUUCCAAGAGUCAUUCUUUCUCUGCCUCAUUUGCAAUCAACCAGGGUCUGUGAAAGACUGUGCAAGACCCAUGCACGUUUAUAGAUGGCUGUCAGCUGCCCAGAGCUUCAGCUCAUGUUCUGUUCGGUGCCUCUUUAUCAGUGAGAUGUAACCUCAAGUGCACUUUAGUAACAAGACUUGGCAUUGGCUUCUACAAUCCGUAUAUAUCAACAGAAGCGCAUAAGAGCCAGGGGGCGUUUCUCUCCCCAGAAGCAUAUGUGGUGUCCUUUAGGGAAAGAAGGCGGGAGAUAGGGACAGACCAGUUGACAAUGCUUGAACCAUUCACUGUCUGGCUUCAUGGAAAUUCAGUGAUGUAGGGAGAUUGGUUGUUACUCUAAGAUUUACAGGCAGAUGUUCUCCAAUCAUGAACCGAGGACAAGGAAUGGUGCCUUGGGAGUGGGGUGUCUGGUUCCCUUAAGUGUGGGGCCGUGGACAGUGGGAGGGGGAGGGAGGACGACCCACAGUUUGGACGAACCAGAUAUUGAAGGCGAAAUCAAGCCGCCCUGGUCGAACAAAGGAAAUACAGGGUACAUAUCAAGACCAGCCACCUAGCACCUAAGGAUGUGGACCAGUCACGGAGAAGCAGGCCACGCCCCCAGGGAGCGCCACAUCCAAAAGGCAAAUACGCUGCUCCUGGGGGUUUGUUUAGUGAUGUAUUGAGAAGGAAAAUACCUAUAAAGCCAGAAUGACCAAGGAGCCAGUCUUAGAGCUUCAGGAAUCUUGACAAGUGCCACACACAGGACUCUGCCCAAUACCGACAAGGCUGUGCUCAAUCAUUUAAGGAAAUCUUCCACAUCACCCACACCUCUCCGGCCUCACGUUGGUCACCUGGACAAUUGCUAAGGCACCUUCCUGGUCCAAAAGUCUACGUAGGAUCGAGGAUUUUUUUUUUUUUUUUUGCCAUGCCCAUGGCAUGAGGAAGUUCCAGGGCCAGGGAUCGAAUGUGGCCACAGCAGUGACAAUGCUGAAUCCUUAACUGCUAGGCCACUAGGGAACUCCAAGAUCUAGGAUUUAGAACAUGAUAUGGGAUCCCACAAUGGAAAAAUAAAAUUACCUCAUUCUUGGUUUCAGGUCUGAACAUUAGCAGCAAUCCAGAUUUUUUUUUUUUUUAAUAAAAUUAAGUCUACUGGGAGUCAUUAUUCUCUGUGUGCUAUGGCUGUCAGCUUACAGGCGUUUCAGUUUCACACCAAAAUUGUGGGUUUAAUUUAACUGUUGAAACCAAUCACAUUAAAAUAUUUGUGCAGCCUUGAUUAAACUUGACUGCAGAGGUCAGUAUAAAAUAUACGUUGCAUUUAAACAAGUGCUGUGUACGUAAUUAAUAGGCAUAAGUUUUUGCAUUGUUAAAAGCAGUUAUAUAUGCUUUUCCUUCUUGGAUUUUUUUUUGGAGGGGAGGAAUUUGUGCCUGUCAUGUAUUGUCAAAUACUUUUUAUACUCUAAUUUUACUUUAAGUAAAACUUAAAUGGUUGACAUAUGAUUGAGAUUGCUUUUAGUUUCUUGUCUUCUUCUAACCACGCAUCUGUUUUCACAGACCCCAAGAUGUAGUCUCCUGAUUCUGACUACAAAUUCCCUUUUUUGUCUAAUGUACAUGAGAUAUUAAAAUUUCGCUCUUUGCUUUGGUAGCUGAAACCACUGGAAUAGUUCCCCAAACUCCCUGUCUUAUUUAAAUAUGACCUAUUUCUUCAAAUUUUAUUCUGUAUUAAAAUGAAUUUUUACUUCCCAUAACUAUAGUAAUAUUGAAAGUACUGCUCUGGGGCCCAGCUUCUCCCCACCCCUUCUAGAAUGGGGAUACCAGGCAGCCUGGCUUUAGGAAAGUGAGAGGAACAGAAUGUGAAAACCCCUCCUGCCCACAUCUAAGAGACACUUGCUUUUUAUCAGUCUUUAUGUGAAAAGCAAUUCUCUUCUUUAAGCCCUAAGGUCUUCAGAGAAUGAUGGUGCUCGUUUCUUUAACCUCCUGUGCGCUGCUAUAGAGAACAUGUCGUAUCACUGCCUGGAAUCAAAAGGGCGUGACGUUCUUGAUUGGCUCGAGAUGACAGUUUUCUGUACUGCUUUAUUGUUGCCUCUGGGCUCAGUCCCAGACUCGGAGCUGCCUCUCCUGGGUUUCAGCAGCCUGCCUCACCCCGCAACUGUGUUUCCCCACGCUAUUUAACUCCGCUCUCUGGAAAAUGACUCCAAGGCCCCAGGCCUGCUCCCACCUUAGCUGGGAAUCCAGUUCUACGUGCUCCUGGGUGACCUAAUCUGGGCCUGUGUUUCCAAUUCCAAAUAUACACUGGGGAUCCCCAGGCUGCUUUUCCAGCCCUGACUUGUUCCAGAGCUGCCGCCCAGUCACCAAUAUCUCCUCAGAAGGGGCUCCCAGAAGGGCCUUGGCCUUAAGCCCCUCGCCAAUGCACACUUCCUCUCCACCCCUCCCACAUUGUCUCCUGCCAAGAUGAAUCACAUUAGCACCCACCCAGAACCCCGCCUACACCACAUCCCACCUCCCCCUGUCAAGUCUCUAACCCUGUCCGUUCUCUCCCAGCAAUCUCUCACUUCUCCCCCUUCCUCUGCAUGUCCUCUCUGCAGCGUAGGUCACAGUUGAAGCUCUGAUCUGGCACUGCUGUGAGCUGUGGCAUAGGUCACAGAUGCAGCUCCCAUCUGGUAUUGCCAUGCCUGUGGUGUAGGCCAGCAGCUGCAGCUCUGAUUCCGCCUCUAGCCCAGGGACUUCCACGUGCUGCAGGUGUGGCCCUAAAAAGAAAAAAAAAAAAAAAUUAAUUAUAAAAAGAGUACUAAGACCUCUACCCUUGGCUCUCCUGCCUCGCUUCUUCCUCCUGCUCUUAACUCCUGAUGGAGCAGGGAAUGAUGAGCCAUCAGUGAUUAGCGAUUCUACGCCUGGUUCAGCUUAUGUUACAAAUGCAUGUGAGCUCCCACGUGGGGACGGGUGGAGAGGCAUGGGGGCGGGGCUGCCCCAGCUCUUCUCACAUCCCUGACUUUGUCACCGUGCUUGCCCAGAGCAGAUAUUCUUUGAUGAAUGAAGUCAUUCACACGUUCCUCCCCCAACAUACUCUGAACCUAGGGUCACUUGCACAACCGCCCUGUUUCCUGCAGCCUUAUCUCCAACCCCCCUCUUCUUGUCACUAAGGUCAAUGGCUCCAUGAACUAAUAAGGUAGAAGUUUGUGAGCCAGUUCUUGUCACUUGUCACCAAAAGGGCUUGACACGGAUGCCUGAAAGCCCACCCUGCGGGCCUUCUUUUGUGGAUGCUCCCAGUCCUACACCUCUCUGUGAAACACAGAUGGGAAAACCCAAAGUAUUCUCACAUACGACUUGUCUAGGUAGAAACUGUAACAGAUGGGCAAAGAGCAUGAACAAAUGGUUCCCAGAAAAUGACCCAUGAAUGGCUUCUACAGAAGAAAACAGGCUCAGCCUUGCUUGAGCAGAGGAACACAAAUUCAAAGACCAACUAUCAACUUAGCAAAGAUCGAAGUUUGACAUUGCUCAGCACUGGCAAGGACCUAAGGAAACUGGCAAUCCCGCUCUGCAGCAGAAAUGCCAACCAGUCGUACCUCUUCAGAGGACAAUUCAGGGAGAGGUUUCAAGCUCACACUCAACUAGGGAAAGAGGCUGGUCUCGUGAUCAAAGAACGUGAAGUAGCGAUGCCGGAAAGGAGUAGCACUGGCCUAUAAAUAUCUAGGGAAAACAUUCACCAUUAUGAGAAUCAAAAGCCAUUUAAAACUGGUCUUUGUCUCUUUCCACUUUUUUUUCCUUGCCAGGUUGAUUGAUCAGUUUAAAAUCAAAUUACCCCUCUUGUCCCCCAGGGGACAAGGAAGCAGCCCCGCAGCACCUGCUGGUGGGAACAAAAUUCCUGCAGCUUGUGAGGGUGCAGGGUCAUGGAGGGCGGAGCAGAAAACACCUCCCUCAGCCCUAGGGAGCCAAGGGGGACAGUUCACUCCAGGCUUUUCCACCCAAAAGCCAAAUCGGCUUUGCUUCUUGGGACUGUGCUGAGGACAGGAGUCAGGAAUGAACCCUCCAGACCCAGUAAGUCAGAAGGUCAUUACCAGGCCUCUCACGCAGAUCCCAGACAAGAGGUAGGAAUAGGAGGAGUGGGGAGGGGAGAGAAGUUUGAGAACUUGCAGGAAGAAUGCCCAGGUUUUGAGCAAGACAGAAAUGCUAAGUGGGAAGGUAGUGUGUAUAUCUGUAUUUACACACAUAAAUUCUCUUAUUUUAUACACACAUAACACCGCUGGUAUGUCCGUGGUCAUGUGAUGGUUAUAAUUCCGAAGGCCUUCCCUGGGAUCCACAAUCUGGAUCUAUUUUUCUCUACACGUCCUACUGUGGCGGGCAGCCCAUGGAGGAGAAAUGCCAGAAAUCCCACCCUCAGGAUUGAGCAGAGCACAAUUCAGACAAGAAGAGGGGGAAGGUGUAUCUCAAUCAGACAUUUUGCUUGUUAACCCAACGGAAUGGGGCAGUGAAGGAUGAAAUAGCUUGUUGUUGCUGUUUAGCGCAGGCUGUGGCUGCUCACACCAACCCCACACUGCUCUCUAGAUGCCCAGCCCCUGAGCGGUGGGUUCCUAGAAACCAAGCACCAUUUUGCAAAGACUCAGUUUUUAACUCAGGUGUCUGCAGGCUCAAACUUCAUCCUCUGAUGCCAUGAGGACCUCUGAAAGCCCACCAGUUCCCCUCCUCCAGGUAAUUAGCCUCGGUGGCAGUCAAGUCACAGCAGUGCAUGCAAGUUCUUGCUAUCCCACUUGUUUCCCUUGGUCUGGGUGGUGUCUGAACACCCACCAGUGUUGCACACAUCCAGGGCCUCCCCUCGGCGGACACACAGCAAGGCUGGGUCUGGACUGUGGCUGCGGCCUUGCUGGGCAGGCCUGGGGGAUCUUCCUGGAAGCCUCUGCUCAGGGCUUGCUCCUCCUUCACCCCCACUCCCACUGGAAACAGGCUGUGGGGGAAGUGAGGACUGACGCCGGGGAGCUGGGGUAACUGGCCCAAAAGGUGCUGAAUCCAGACCCAAGUCCAGAACUACACACCUGCUUUGCGGCGGGGGGCGGGGGGGGGGGCUUCCUAGGGGCUCGGCACUGUCAAAGGCUUCAGCAUCACAGGCCUGUCCUGGGUCUGGAGAGCUGAAGCCCUGAACCCAGAUCUCCCAAGUCCUCAAAGUCAGGCAUUCAACCAGAGCAACACAGGCAGGCUUCUGCGUUUUUAUUUUCUAAGUUUAUUUUUAGUUACUUAUUUUUACAGUCCUCAGCAGCCGAAUGUGCUACAGGGGAUCCCCAAGUUGGCUCUGCCUCUGACAGUGACGACGAAGACCCAACCGGUCCCGAGUGUGGGUGGGGGGCAAGGCCUGGAGCUGCCGGAGCCUUGGGGCCACCUUUGUUCGGAGCAGGUGAGGUUUUUGACAAAUGCUGACAUUUUACAGUGCAAACAGGACACUCUGCUUAGGGGCCAGGUUCACACCAAGUUGCCGGCUGCCCCCUCUUCACGGCCCGGCUGCCAGGGAAAGAAAACUGCCGCCAUGGGAGAAGGUGGGUCAUUAAUCCCCUCCAAAUUCACAACAGUCAGAAGCUGCUAAAAUGCAGGUAACAAUACCAAAACAGUUUCAUAAAGACAAUGGAAAUGAGAAGGGAGCUCAUUAAAUACAUUCAUUUUGGCUUUUUUUCCCAUUAUGGAAAUACUCAGAAGUAACCAACAUUACUGUAGAUUGCUCUGGCUCCUAUAAGGGGUACCAUAUUUUAGCACCAUUUAUGAGAGUAUACAUCAAGGCAUUUUUCCUUAUAUAAGAGGUCUUAAAAUUAAGUACAAAAAAUUGCUUUGAAGUUCAGAAUUAAGCCACCCCUGGUUACUGGGGAAACAGCUGCCAAGACCACGGUCAUUUCAAGCCCUGUAUCCUUUCCUGGGAUUAACCAUGUUUUGGUGAUUUCUAUCCCUGAUCCAUACCUACCAAGAAAUCAACAAGAAUGAAAUAAAACUCUAAUCAGUGUUCUCCCUAUUAAUGAGCCCUGGCUAUUAAUGAGCAUUCAAAAUAUUAAAAUACACAGGCGGUCAUAAGGCCUGGGAACAGAGUUGCUUUUUUUGUUUGUUUUGAUUUUCAGGGCCACACCUGCAGCAUAUGGAAGUUCCCAACCGAGGGGUAAAGUCGGAGAUGCAGCUGCCAGCCUACCCACAGCCAGAGCAACGCUGGAUCCUUAACCCGCUGAGUGAGGCCAGGGAUCGAAAGUGCAUCCACAUGGAUACCAGUCAGGUUUGUUACCGCUAAGCCACGAUGGGAGCUCCGAGAUACACUUAAUAAAUGGCUUGCUGAUAUGACAUUUCAAUACAAUUAACAGACUUAAUGACCACUCCAUAUAGUUUAAUUAUACCUUGUAUUAACCCAUUCUACCAUUCCCAGUAAUAAAUUUCGAUUUACCAUGAACACAAAUGCAAAGGGGCAGAUUACCUCCACCCUCCCAGAUGAGGCUGGGCCUCAUGUUGUGGGACCUCACACACAGGAAUUUUACAGUGUGCCUGCAGACUAGCAGGCAGGUGCACACGCGUGCGUGUACACGUACACACACACACACACACACACACACACACACACACACACACAGAGCUCUUCUGGUCAUGGCCAGCCGAACCUACCCUGCCCCUACUGCUACAGCUGCCAGGGUGGGGCAGCCAAACCAGCAUAGUUUUGUGCUUUUCGUGGCUCCACAUUAUUAACUGGAUCACACAAGCA
Molecule: messenger RNA, 13391 nt
Organism: Sus scrofa (pig)
Lineage: Eukaryota; Metazoa; Chordata; Mammalia; Artiodactyla; Suidae
Gene: ANKH
Product: ANKH inorganic pyrophosphate transport regulator
Biological process (GO): phosphate ion transmembrane transport
Cellular component (GO): plasma membrane
Molecular function (GO): phosphate transmembrane transporter activity
Source: RefSeq, a predicted model, not a curated record